AUGAAAAAAAGAUGCUUUUUUUGGGGGGGAGGGGGUGGGGCUCCCCGUUUCUUCUUCUCGCUCAUUCCUUACACUUUUGGGGGUUUAUCAUUUUCUUGGCAAAGUGGGAUUGCUGAAAGCUUCGAAGUCAAGGGCCUAAACUGUGGUGUGUUGGCCAGAGUGUUGGAAGUUCUGAUAAGUCAAGAAGCUUCCCAUGUUGAAAGGGAAGUUUUGGUGAUAAUUCCCCUACGGGCAUCUCAGCUGGAAAUCCAUGAAUUUGCUGUUCAUAGGUAUUUUCCUGGACUUGUCAUGGAGUGGAAUGCAAAAUCUCUCGGACAAUGGGACUGGGAGCACUUAUUCUUCUUCAAUACAAAAGCAACGGAAAAUCCCAGGUUACCGACAACUGAUUGUAGCAACGAAACAGAUCGAGAAAUCAAUGUUGGGUUGUUGUAUCCGUCAGGUGGUAGUGCUUGUUCUGGCUCUGAACUAGUACACGCUUCUUCAUCAAGGAGCUCAAAAUCAGCAUCCAACAACUCAUCAUCAAUUGGGGAUAGCAAGGCAUCGGUAUUGACUCUGGAAGGAUCACAGGAUGAUUCCACUGGGAAGAAAGAAUUGUGCAACGGAGAGCCAGUUGACACUUCUCCAGCAGCAGUACCUUCUCCAGUCUCUGGUGAACCCCUACUUUCUCUGAAGCUUGGGAAAAGAUUUUACUUUGAGGAUGUAUGCACAGGAAGUGAUUCAAAGAAACAAUCUUCCUUUGAGGUUCCCGUUUCAUCAGCAAAGAAAUAUAAAACCAGUAGUCAGAAUUUGCAGCAUCCAAGCUGCCAGGUGGAAGGCUGUGGCCUUGACCUCUCAUCCGCUAAAGAUUAUCAUCGCAAACACAGAGUCUGUGAAGCUCAUUCCAAAUCCCCGAAGGUGGUUAUAGCUGGUUUGGAACGGCGUUUUUGCCAGCAAUGUAGCAGGUUCCAUGCUCUGUCAGAGUUUGAUGACAAAAAAAGAAGCUGCAGACGACGUCUUUCAGAUCACAAUGCAAGGCGUCGCAAACCGCAGCCUGACUCAAUCCAAUUAAAUCCAUCAGCUUUGUCUUCAUCACCCUAUGAUGGGAGACAAAUAAUGAGCCCAUUUGCAUUUUCAAGGACUGCUACAAAUUUGGCGUGGCAGGAUAUGCACAGCAACAAGCUCCCCCAGACAAAAGAUUUUCUUCCGAAGCCUGCAAAAGCCUUCAAUAAGAUACCAAGUAUUGUCUCUAUGCUUUCUGAUGAUUCCAGUGGCCUUCUAACAUCCAGAAGCAUAGCAGCGAAGACUAUUGUUCCAGGUUUAGAAGAUCCCAAUUCCAUUAGUUCGUGUGAUCCAGAUGGUGCACAAGAUGUUAACCGUGCUCUCUCUCUUCUGUCAAGCAAUUCAUGGGGUCCAUAUGAGACUAAAUCCCUUUCCCUGGAACACUCCACACGAACAAGUGGCAUCACUCAGUCCAUAACACACGCAAUGACUCACCACCACCUGCAGCAGCAUCAGCAGCAGCGCUUACCACUUGCUUCCGCUUCAGAUUAUUGGCACACCGAUCAUCAACAACAACCAUCCCCAUCCACCGUGAGCAUGUGUAUCUCAUUCUCAGAUUGUGAUAGCAACAAUCGCUUUCAAGAUUUUCAGCUGUUGAGCGCACCCUAUGACUCGGGUUUCCCGUGCAACCAGUUGGAUUAA
Sphenostylis stenocarpa is the source of this 1680-nucleotide messenger RNA. The record is from the annotation of a GenBank genome assembly. Lineage: Eukaryota; Viridiplantae; Streptophyta; Magnoliopsida; Fabales; Fabaceae.